Cyanistes caeruleus (blue tit) is the source of this 2988-nucleotide messenger RNA. The record is from RefSeq and is a predicted model, not a curated record. NCBI's taxonomy places the organism in Eukaryota, Metazoa, Chordata, Aves, Passeriformes, Paridae.
CCAGCCAAACCAGAGGAGCCCAAAGCAGCCGAGGCCGUGAGUGGGAACGACAUCACAGCUCCUCCCAACAAGGAGCUUCCUCCCAGCCCCGAGAAGAAGACCAAGCCUGCUGCAUCCAGCUCCGCUCCAAAGCCGGCAGCAGCGAAGGCCAAGCCCUCGGCCACCACCAGCCCCAAGCGGCCGAGCUCGGCCACCCCGGGCACAAACAAAAAGGCCACGAGCCCAACUGCAGGUCCUACUCCAGGCACCACUGCCAAACGCCCCGGCACCAGCAGCACCCGUCCCUCCACCUUAACUCCAAAAGAGACUAAACCAAAGGUCGCGGAUGCGAAGCCCGCGGAGAAGAGAACUUCCCUCUCCAAGCCUCCAUCCUCCACCACUCCUAAAACUCCUUCCAGGAGCUCCUCUGCUGCUCCCCGGACCACGGCACCAUCGCCGGUGACGGCAGCGGCCGCUGCCAAAACCACGGCGGCGACUCCUCCCAAGAGGCCGACGUCGAUCAAGACGGACGCGAAGCCGGCAGAUGCCAAGAAAACGCCAGCGAAGUCUCCCUCAGCAGAUCCCAGCCGCCCCAAGAGCGCUCCUGGCAGCACCGGUGCCACCAAGAGCAGCACCACCACUCCUUCCACCGCGGCCUCCAGCGCUCCCGGCGCGGCCGGCGGGCGCCCCAAGCCCAAAACCGCCGCCCCCAAAGCCGCCGCGGCCUCCACGGUGUCGGCGGAUGCCAAGAAAACCACGGCCAAGGCCUCGGGCAAGGUCAGCGCCCCCAAAGCGGCUCGGCCGGCCAGCAGCGCCUCGGCCCCCGACCUGAAGAACGUCCGCUCCAAGAUCGGCUCCACGGACAACAUCAAACACCAGCCCGGGGGAGGGAAGGGGAAAAUAGAGAAAAGGCCCGAGCCAGCCGCCGCCGCGCCCAGGUCUGAGCCCAGCACGGGCACUAAAGUGGCUCCUAAAGCAGCCUCAGCAAAAGAGGGGGUCCCCAAACAGCCCAAUGGGAAAGUCCAGAUAGUCUCCAAAAAAGCGAACUACAGCCAUGUUCAGUCCAAGUGUGGUUCCAAGGACAAUAUUAAGCAUGUCCCUGGAGGUGGGAAUGUGCAGAUCCAGAACAAGAAAGUCGACCUUUCCAAAGUGUCCUCCAAGUGUGGAUCUAAAGCAAAUAUCAAGCAUAAGCCAGGGGGAGGAGACGUCAAAAUCGAGAACCAGAAGCUGAACUUCAAGGAGAAGGCCCAGGCCAAAGUGGGAUCUCUGGACAACAUGGGACACUCGCUGGCCGGAGGAGCCGUCAAGGUGGAGAGCGGCGCGGAGCCGAACGGAGCGGGGCCGGGCCCGGGUGUGCUGCCCCAGAACGGAGUGGGGCCGGGCCCCAGCGACCAAAGGGAACCUCAGAGCCUCGACAGCCGCAUCCAAGAAACAAAUUGAGUCUCUCGAGCUGAAGUUCCGUGCGAAGGCCGAGGCUCGAACGGACCACGGAGCUGAAAUCGUCUCCAAACCCCCCACCCCUUCCAGCAGCACCUGCCCCCGGCGUAGCACCAGCUCCAGCCUGGGCUCCGUGGCCUCCCCGGCACCGCCAGCAAGGCUUGUGACCCCCGCGCCCCCGGGGACCCAGCUUGGCUCUCUUAACCCGGCUCUGCCUUUAGGUGGGAAGGGGACGAUGCGGGGUGUUCGGGCCGGGGGUCCCGGGGGCUCCCCUCCCUCUCUCGGUGCCCCCGGGCAGGGCAGAGCCCCGCGGGUGAGGCUGAGGCCGGGCUGAGUUAACAGGGAUAAGCUGCGAUCUUUCUUUCUGGCUCUUUUUUUAACCCCUUCCCUCCUCGCCGCUUCAGUUUCUGCCGCCUGUGGGAUGCUGACGAAUCCCCUCCACACUCCUUAGGCUGUUUUAACUGUUGACUUGAACCUUUUAUUCUUUGUGACAAAGUGUUGAUGAUGAUUUAUCGUGUUCGAACCCGUGCUAAGUUUCCUUUUCUCUUUCCUUUUCCGACCCGUAGGAGAGUAGGGACAUUUAACCGCUGCUGCCGUGCCGGCUUCUGACUGACAUAUCCAGCCCUUGUCACUUCUUUGGUGUUGUUUGGGGUUUUGUUUCUGCUUUUUUUUUAACGUUUUAAAACGAUGGAGCGAGUUCAUGGGAUUAAGCCAUGUCUGGAACGAAAGGCACAGGAAUGUGUAAAGGGCAAACUUGCUGUGAGAGCUCAGGUGGAGCCUGUGUUGACCUCGAGAUGUGGUAAUUGAUGCUCGAGAUGAGUUAAUUGAUGCUCGAGAUGAGUUAAUUGAUGCUCAAGAUGAGUUAAUUGAUGCUCGGGAGCCGUCCCCGGGUGCCUUCUGCAGAGGUGGUUUAUUUAUUAACGGCAGGGCCGGGCUCUGGCAUCUCUCCGGUUUUUGCAGGGCUUUUCCAGGGCCUGGAAAGGGAGCAGGAGGCUCGGGCCGGGAGUUCCGAGGCUGCAGCAGGUCCGUGGGGUGUGUGGGGUGUGCGGGGUGUGUGCUGCUGGGGUGAUGGCCGGGAUGAGCAGGGCAGGAGGCAGCGGGGGCUCAUCCCAGAGGGACCCCGGAGCCCUCGGAGGGGCAGCAGGGCAGGCUCGGUGCCAGGGAGGUGCAGCUCUGACGAGGAAGGAGAUUUAACCUCUCUUGGAGCUCCUCGUUUCAAAUGACACUAAAGAAAACGAAGUGUAAAUAAAUUAAAGGAAAACAAAACAAAAGUGUUCUCGGGUGGUCAAAGUAAUUUAAAGCAAAAUAAAAAAAAGCAAACAGAAUAACAAAACACUGGGAUCAAAGAGAACUGAACCAGGCGUGUGCUAAGGGGGGCUGCUCCAGGAGGGGACAGAGGGAAGCCUGCAGCUUCUCGUGCUUGUGGGAGUAUUUCUUUGGGAAGCCGACAAUGACACGAUAACCCGGAAUCUGUAUUUACACACAAAGAUUCUUAUUGCACUUGUAUUUUUUAUAUUAAAGUUUGCAUGGUUUCUAAUAAAAUGGCAUUAAAAUGUACUAGUUUGAAUCAAA